GCUCUUUUCUGGGUGGCGGGCACACGGACUGGACCUUGUUCCUAACUGUUUAUGUAACCUGCCGUUAGGAACAAAGUAAAAAGGAAACAAAAACAAAGAGGGAGUUUUGUAUUUUAACAGUUGGGGAAACAUGAAGUGGGGCUGGGGGCUUGCAGCGAUUCUUCUCACCUUUGGAAUUCUGUCCUGGGGGGAAAGGGGCUUGGAGAUCCCUGAGUAUGAUGGCAAGGACCGCGUCCACAUACUGACCAACAAAAACUACAGGACUGUGAUGAAAAAGUAUGACGUCAUGGUGAUCUACUACCACAAGGCCAUUGGGCAGAACCGCAUGGCCAAGAAGCAGUUUGAAGUGGAAGAGCUUGCUUUGGAGCUUGCUGCCCAGGUGCUCGAUGAUCUCGACGACGAGGAUAUCGGAUUCGGUCUGGUGGAUGAGAAGAAAGAUGCUGCUGUUGCCAAGAAACUGGGUUUGGAGGAGGUGGACAGCAUCUACAUCUUCGCUGAUGAUGAGAUCAUCGAGUACGAUGGCCAGAUGGCUGCAGAGACGCUGGUGGAAUUCCUCUAUGACGUCAUUGAGGAUCCAGUGGAGAUCAUUGACAAUGAAAGGGAGCUAAAGGGCUUCUAUAACCUUGAUGAGGACAUCAAGUUGGUGGGAUAUUUUAAAAGCGAGAAUUCUCGCCACUUUAUUGAGUAUGAUGACGCCGCUGAAGAGUUCCAUCCCUUCGUCAAAUUCUUUGCCACCUUCGAUCCCAAAAUUGCCAAGAAACUGAAGAUGGACCUGAAUGAGGUGGACUUCUAUGAGCCUUUCAUGGAGGAACCCGUCACCAUCCCGGGAAAACCAUACACUGAGGCCGAGCUGGUCGACUACAUCGAGGAGCAUGAGAGACCAACUCUGAGAAAGUUGGAACCCCAUAGCAUGUAUGAAACCUGGGAGGACGACAUCAAUGGGCAGCACAUUGUAGCCUUUGCAGAGGAAACUGACCCUGAUGGUUUCGAGUUCCUGGAGAUUUUGAAGGAGGUGGCCCGCGAGAACACCGAAAACCCUGACCUAAGCAUCAUCUGGAUUGACCCAGAUGAUUUCCCUCUGCUGGUGCCCUACUGGGAGAAGACCUUCGGCAUUGACCUCUCCUCUCCUCAGAUCGGCGUGGUGGAUGUGACGGAUGCUGACAGUGUUUGGAUGGAGAUGGACGAUGAGGAGGACAUGCCCACUGCCUAUGAGCUGGACAAAUGGAUCGAGGAUGUUCUGGCAGGCAAGGUUGACCCUGAUGAAGAUGAUGACAUUGACGAAGAUGAUGAUGAUGAAGCCAAUGAUGACGAAGAUGAUGACAACGAUGAUGAUGAAGAAGACGAUGACAACGAAGACGCUGAUGACGAUGACAAUGGCGAUGAUGACGACGACAACAAUGAUGACGAUGAUGACGACGAUGACGGCGAUGAUGACGAUGAAGAUGAUGACGAUGAUGACGAUGAUGACGAAGAUGACGAAGACGAUGAUGACGAUGAUGAUGACGAUGAUGACGAUGAUGACGAUGACGAUGAAGAAGACGACGAUGAUGGCGAUGAGUGAACUCUUGCUGUCAACUACGGUCAACAAUGAUUACAACGACAAUGUUGAAGACAGUGAUGACAAUGACAACGAUGAUGAGGAUAAUGAUGAUGACUAAACAACUCUUUCCAUCAUCUCAGAGAUCACUUGUUGGCCAGCACUGGCCAAAAGAUGUCAAAAAUCAUCAACAUCAAGUCAAGUUCAAAGUUCAUCUUCAGAUCUCGUGUCCAAACUUAUCACGGUCAUCACUACUUGUUAUCAGAAUCUUCUUGCCUUUCUGUGGACAGCAUCAAUCAGUGUGAACCCCUCCCACCACUGAAGAUUGAGGAGUAUUACCUGAUUGAUCUGUUGACAGCGUCAAUGUGUCUACAAUGACUGAAGUCAGAGAUGGGGACUCGUGACUUGACUUGUGCUCACCUUAACUCACCCUUGACUUGGACUCUAGACUGAAGACUGAAAUUUCAGCCAGACAACAAAAGGGACAAAAUUGACUAAAUUAGGAUCACCAACCUCAAUGUGGCAACCAUUAGUUUACAACAUAACAAUGCUGUCAGUUUCACAGUGUACUUGUUCAGCCAUUACUACACUGCCAGCUCGCAGUGGCAUCAGGUUCAAUAUGUCUUUGAGUAACAAGCCUUUCAUUAUUGAAAUCCUUUUAGUCUGAUGGACAGACUGAAGCACAACAUGCACAAAAAUUUGGUUUUCAAAAGAAAACAGGCAAAACAACUUGAAAUGGUUGGCUAGCAUGGUUGGAUAGCACGUAUGCUAGCUAGUGCAAUAGCUAAUUUCACAGACAUUGUCAGCUAAUCUGUUUUAAGAUUUAGUAAGUUACAGAUUAAGAUAUACCAAAGUUUGAGCUGGAUUAGCUAUCACACUAGCUAGUUAUUCAGCUAGUGUAUAACUAGCUAGUUAGCAUACGUGCUAGCACUUACAAUUAAUCAUCUUUUCAGAUUGUUUUGCCUCUUUCCAUUAAAUAUAGCUGCAUAGCACUUAAAGCAUCAUCAGACUGAAGGUAUUUCUAUAAUGAAAGUUUGCUCUUUGACAUUAUGUGGAACCUUAUAUUUUUUUGCGGGGGUUCCCUUCUCUACAAUGCAAUGCCUGCAGCUAAUGACGUGACUAAACUGGAAAUUCUCUGCUAAAGACUGAAGACUAAAAUAUGGUCCAAGCUCAUACUCUCAAACUGUUACCUGCUGUUGGCUCAAUAUACACAGCGUUCUGAGAAAUAAAGAGGGAGGCAAACCUUUGGGGCAGCUUUAUUUAGCUGUAA
Messenger RNA from Pygocentrus nattereri (red-bellied piranha), 2807 nucleotides. It is a transcript of the gene casq1b, whose product is annotated as calsequestrin 1b. Gene Ontology annotation, cellular component: sarcoplasmic reticulum lumen. Gene Ontology annotation, biological process: regulation of skeletal muscle contraction by regulation of release of sequestered calcium ion. The transcript has 11 exons. The record is from RefSeq and is a predicted model, not a curated record. Gene Ontology annotation, molecular function: calcium ion binding. Lineage: Eukaryota; Metazoa; Chordata; Actinopteri; Characiformes; Serrasalmidae. The coding region runs from base 131 to 1561 and encodes 476 amino acids.